AUGUCGCAGUUUGGCGCAACCUUCGUCCCAGGGGGUUACGAUGACUAUUCUAUGCCAGAGGUCUUCGCCCCCGCCCCUCAGAGGGUAAUGCCCGAGGUGCCCCAGAACAUGCAGGAAGAUAUCCAGCGCAUGGAACUCGAAGCCCGCGAUACUGAACCGAACCGAGACGGCAAGCCGACCACCCAAACUGAGGAGGCCAAGUCCUUCAAACCCUUCCAGACCAGCGCCGCCGACUCCGCAGCCAUGGACGCCCCCUCGUUUUCCCCGUUCCCUAAGGUGAAGGGCGAAAACAUUCCUCCCAGCGACGAGGAGAAGGAACAGAUCCUGUGGCAGGCGCGCAACCUAGUGCUCCACUCCAACAAUGUUUCGAUGCAGGUGACCUGGGCGCGCGACACCCUCAUCUGGGUCGAGAUCUGCCAGGACGCGCUGGCCAGGGACUGGAAGCGGGACGGCAAGGGCAAGGAGCGACCGGCGACCCCUAAGGCCGAACACGAACUGCGCGUAGAUGCUGUGAACAUCCUCGACUACCUAUCCCAACAAGACCAUCCCGAGGCGACCUUUAUGAAAGGGAAAUGGCUCGAGUUUGGCAAGUUCGGGUUCCGCGAGAACAAGCGGGAGGCAUACGCCUUCUACAAGAAGGCCGCCGAGAUGGGAUACGGGCGGGCCGAAUACCGGAUGGGCAUGCUGUACGAGAACUCCAACGACAUCCCGAACGCCCUCAAGCACUACUCGCUCGGCGUCCAGCUGGGCGAUUCCGCGUCCAACUACCGCCUCGGCAUGAUGCAUCUCAUGGGGCAGCACGGGUACCAGAAAGACUUCCUUCAGGGGCUCGAAAUGAUUCAACACGCCGCCGACACAGCUGAUGAGGAUGCGCCCCAAGGAGCCUACGUUUACGGCAUGCUCAUCGCCCGGGAGCUGCCCGACAUCACCAUGCCCGAGCACGUCCUCCCUUGUGAUUUUGCGGUGGCCCGGCAGUACAUCGAGAAAGCCGCCUAUCUCAGCUUCGCCAAGGCGCAACUGAAGAUGGGCCAGGCAUAUGAGUUGAGCCAGCUCGGCUGUGACUUCAACCCAGCAUACUCCCUCCACUACUACGGCCUCGCUGCCCGCCAAGGCCAGCCGGAGGCUUCGCUCGGUGUUAGCCGGUGGUUCCUGUUUGGCUACGAGGACCUGUUUCCCAAAAACGAGCAGCUGGCUUUCAAGUACGCCACGGAAGCGGCCCAGUCAGGGUUGGCAACCGGCGAGUUCGCGAUGGGGUACUACCACGAGAUCGGCAUCCACGUCCCUAAAGACGUACGAGAAGCGCGGAAAUGGUACGAGAUGGCAGCCGAUCACGGGAACAAAGACGCGAAAGACCGGUUGGAGUCCCUGAGUCAGUCCAGAACGCUGACGAAGGCGGACCACGAGACGACGACCCUCACGCGUAUCAAGUCGCAGCACGGUUCGCAACGCGGGAAGCGGCCCGACCGGUUUGCCAAGCAGAACAGCGUACUGCCAACACUGAGCGAAGGCGAUCAGAAUGCCGCCACCCGUAUGUCUCCCACCCACUCUGGCAGGGCAACAAUAACUAACGGAAUUGCAGCCGGGAUCCAGUUUCCUGACCCGUCACCGAGGCCGCCGGCUUUUACCGUGAACCUUGACAACAACAACAACAACAACAACCUCGCGAUGCGGCCCAAGUCGGCAGCUCCUUAUCCUCACGAAGACCAGCCGAUGUCACUCAACGGCAGGCCGAAAUCAAGCGCGCCGUACCCCGAAGGCGAUAUGCGGGGCCCACACCUCAACCCAGCGACUCGUCAGCCUGUCGGCGCCGGUCCGCAUGCCGACCGCCCGGGGAGCGCGUUUGGCAUUCGUCCGCUAUCCCCCGGUAGCGGGCUACCUCCCGGCCCUGGCCGGGGCCGUCCUGUGUCAAGUCAAUCUUCGAUGGGAAACUGGGACUCUCAGGCACCCGCUGGCUACAGGAAACCAAGCCCUGGCCCCGGAGGCCAAUGGCAGCAGCCGCCCCCGCCGCAACACGACCCGCGGUAUGGAGCCGGUGGGCCCGGAAUCGUUCCCGCCGGUAUGCCCGUCGGCGACCCCACCCGCACGCGACUCCAAAAGCCCAACCCCAACCUCCAACCAACAUCCCAAGCACCCCCCUCAGGCCAGCACCGGGUGGGCGGAGGUUAUCCCGGCGGUCCGGGUGGCCCCGGUGGUCAACCAGGACGAGACUACGGGCGACCUGGCGCCAGCAACCGCCCGGUCAGCGACAGCUACGGGCCAGCAGGCAGCGGCGGCAGCGCACACCCGCCGGCGGCAGCCGGCCGCGUGCCCGUCCCCGCAGGCAGCAACCCCAACCUUCGUCCUCAACACGGUAUGGCCGCGGGUUCGGGUGGUCGGCCGGUGUCGCACGUGGAUGCCGGCCUGGCCGGGCGUGCUAGCGCCCCGCAAACCGGACAGAACGUCAGACCGGGUCCGAGCCCGGCCGGUGCGACAUCAAGCCCCGGCCCGGCUGCGGCAGGGCAACGGCCCCCGCCUGUCGGCGGUGCUGGUGGAAAACCGGCCGCGGGGAAUAUGAGCCAUCCCGACGGGAAGACCAUGGGUCAGGGGCCUGCUACCUUUGAGGAAAUGGGUAUCCCGCAGGGAAAGACGGAGGGCGAUUGCAUGUCACAUUACCUGUAA
This is a messenger RNA of Chaetomium globosum CBS 148.51, 2658 nucleotides long. RefSeq lists its product as uncharacterized. The transcript has 4 exons. The record is from RefSeq and is a predicted model, not a curated record. Gene Ontology annotation, molecular function: protein binding. The coding region runs from base 1 to 2658 and encodes 885 amino acids. Lineage: Eukaryota; Fungi; Ascomycota; Sordariomycetes; Sordariales; Chaetomiaceae.